Phragmites australis (common reed) is the source of this 3681-nucleotide messenger RNA. RefSeq lists its product as uncharacterized. The transcript is spliced from 19 exons. Bases 613 to 3399 code for a protein of 928 amino acids. The record is from RefSeq and is a predicted model, not a curated record. Gene Ontology annotation, cellular component: membrane. Gene Ontology annotation, molecular function: glucosylceramidase activity; beta-glucosidase activity. Lineage: Eukaryota; Viridiplantae; Streptophyta; Magnoliopsida; Poales; Poaceae. Gene Ontology annotation, biological process: carbohydrate metabolic process; glucosylceramide catabolic process.
GUCAAAGGAGAAUGAAAGAUUUGCUUUGGAGAGGACAGGAAAGGACACCAGCGCGGCCGCAGUCCACUUAAUUAGCUGCAAUUACGCGAUACCCCUUGCUACAUAAUGCAGCCGGGAGCCAACUGGAGCAGCAGCGAAAGCGACCGCCGGAUUGACAGGCGGUUCUGGGGGGUUUCGCCGGUUCAGCUCCAAGGUCCCCGAUUCCGUCGAGCCGAAGACCCCUCGUGUUUGGCGUGGCGGCUGCUGUUCAUUCUUUUUUGCUGGUCUCUCCUUUUUCCCUUUUUUUUUCCUGGGUUGGGGUGGGGGGGGGUGCUGGUAAAUUUGUGAGGACUUCUUUUUGGUGUGAUUUUGGUUUUUUUUUUUACUUGCACAGGCUCAGCUACUGUCGUUUCCUUUCCUCCUAGUUUCAAUCUGUUUGGAAUCAUGGUUAAUUCCUGUCCAAUUAAAGGGGAACCAUUCGUCAAUUUUUUGUUCUUUAACGCUUUUGUACUGGAGUUCUUCGUUCUUGCACGAUUUCUCCCAAUUUUGAUGUUUUCAACUUUUUGCAAUUAAAAGUUUGUUUUUCCCUAUUCGUUGGGGGGAUAAUAUUGGGGUUUUGGCGGGUGCGUUGAAAUGGUAAGCGGGAAUUUGCUUUACCGGAGGAAGCGCUCGUGGCGUGCCGAUGAGCUUGUGAGCAAGAACACCCUGCAAUUGCUGGACUUUGAUGAUGGCUCACCACCAGAGCAUGCAUGGAGAAGGAAACUAAGCAGUCAUGCUAAUAGAUUGAAGGAGUUCAAUGUUACAUUCAGAGAAGCAAUUAGAAUGAUGAAACUUGGUCUCCGGCUUUGGUCAUAUAUCCGGGAAGAAGCUUCUCAUGGAAGGAAAGCGCCAAUUGAUCCAUUCACUAGGGAGAGCAACAAACCCUCAGCCUCACAAGGAGUACCUCUUGGUGGGAUGGGGAGUGGUAGCAUUUCAAGAGGCUUUAGGGGGGAAUUCAAGCAUUGGCAGAUAACUCCAGGUUCUUGUGAAAUGUCACCUGUGAUGGCAAAUCAAUUUUCGAUCUUUGUCUCUCGAGAAGGAGGAAAAAAGAAAUACGCUUCAGUUUUGGCCCCUGGUCAACUUGAUGGUUUGAAGAGAUCUAGCGAUGAUGGUAUAUCGUCCUGGGAUUGGAAAUUGAAGGGUGAUCGUUCGACCUACCAUGCUUUGUUCCCUCGAGCAUGGACUGUUUAUGAUGGUGAACCAGAUGCUGAACUGAAAGUAUCUUGCCGCCAAAUAUCUCCAUUUAUUCCCCACAACUAUCAGGAGAGCAGUCUUCCUACCUCUGUUUUUGUAUAUACUCUAGUGAAUACGGGAAAGGAAAGGGCAAAAGUUAGCCUAUUAAUGACUUGGGCGAACUCUACAGGAGGACUUUCACAUCAUUCUGGAGGUCAUGUAAAUGAGCCAUUCAUAGGAGAAAAUGGAAUAUCUGGCGUUCUUCUACAUCACAAGACAGCCAAUAAUAAUCCUCCUGUAACAUUUGCAAUUGCGGCAUGCGAAAACCAAAAUGUAAAUAUCACAGUAUUGCCUGCUUUUGGGCUUUCUGGAGAAAGUUCUGUUACAGCCAGGGAAAUGUGGGGCACAAUGGUCCAGGACGGUUGCUUUGAUCGAGAUAAUUACAGUGCUGGUGCCAGCAUGCCUUCUUCACUGGGUGAUACAGUUUGUGCAGCAGUUUCUGCUUCCACCUGGGUUGAACCACAUGGAAGAUGUACUGUCGUAUUUGCGUUGGCUUGGUCUUCUCCUAAGGUUAAAUUUAAAAAGGGAAGUACAUACUACAGGAGAUAUACAAAGUUCUAUGGAACUUCGCCAAGAUCAGCUAUAAACUUGGUACAAGAUGCUUUGAUGAAGUAUAAGCAUUGGGAAGAGGAGAUUGAUAAGUGGCAGACCCCGAUUCUUCGUGAUGAGAGGCUUCCAGAAUGGUACAAGAUUACUCUCUUUAAUGAGUUGUACUUCCUAGUAGCUGGAGGAACUGUUUGGAUUGAUAGUGAAUCUUUGGUGGUUGAUGCUGAUAACAAGUUGAAUUCAAGUCUCUCUGAGGACAGUGAUUUGCCACUUAAUGAUAGCACAUGCAAUUCUACAGUUCCACUUAUUGGUUUAAACCCACAUGAGAUUGAUGACAAAGAAAAUGUUGGGAAGUUUUUGUACCUGGAAGGAAUAGAGUACUUCAUGUGGUGCACUUACGAUGUACACUUCUAUGCCUCUUUUGCUCUUUUGGAUCUGUUUCCUAAGAUUGAACUGAGCAUUCAACGUGAUUUUGCUAGAGCCAUUUUACGGGAAGAUAAAAGUCGAGUCAGAUUUCUUGCUGAUGGUGCCUGGGGGAUUCGUAAAGUAAUCGGUGCUGUCGCCCAUGACCUUGGAGCACAUGAUCCUUGGCAUGAAUUGAAUGCUUACAAUAUACAUGACACAAGUAGAUGGAAAGAUCUUAAUCCCAAGUUUGUGCUCCAGAUUUACAGGGAUUUUGCUGCGACAGGUGAUAUGUCAUUUGGCAAGGAUGUCUGGCCUGCAGUUUGUACUGCUAUGGAAUAUAUGGAACGGUUUGAUCAUGAUGGUGAUGGUAUGAUUGAGAAUGAUGGAUUUCCCGAUCAAACCUACGAUGCUUGGACAGUUCAAGGAGUAAGUGCGUAUUGUGGUUGCCUGUGGCUUGCUGCCCUUAAAGCUGCAGCGGCACUGGCCCGCAGCCUUGGACAUGAUGACUAUGCUGAGAGGUACAUGACAAGAUUUGCAAAGGCUAAAUCCGUUUUUGAAGCCAGGUUAUGGAAUGGCUCGUACUUCAAUUAUGACAGUGGAACAAGUUAUAAUAGUCGCUCGAUCCAGGCAGACCAGCUUGCUGGACAAUGGUACACUGCAUCAUCAGGGUUGCCUCCUCUAUUUGAUGAGGAUAGGAUAAAAUGCACGCUUCAGAAGAUAUUUGACUAUAAUGUGAUGAGGGUGAAAGGAGGACGUAUGGGAGCAGUGAAUGGUAUGCAUCCAAAUGGGAAGGUAGAUGAAACUUGUAUGCAGUCAAGGGAAAUCUGGACAGGAGUAACAUACAGUUUAGCAGCAACGAUGCUGCUCCACGGAAUGGAGCAUCAGGCCUUCACUACUGCAGAAGGCAUUUAUAUUGCAGGAUGGUCUGAAGAGGGCUAUGGGUACUGGUUCCAAACUCCAGAAGCAUGGACAAUUGAUGGCCACUAUAGAUCACUGAUAUAUAUGCGCCCCCUUGCAAUCUGGGCAAUGCAAUGGGCCUUGUCCCCUCCGAGGACGAUACUCGAGGCGCCAAAGGUAAAUACAAUGGACAGGGCUCACAUUUCUCCAGGCACGUUCCAGUUUCUUCAGGAUAGCGUCAGGAAGAUCACGCCCAAGAAUGUCUGUUUUGGGAGCAACGUAUUUAAUUGUGAUUGUUGAUGUGAUUAGAUAAUUUUUUAUCUCACUCUCGUUGUUAGUGCAUGUAAAAAUAUUGCAGAGUCUGGCGUGUGAUCUUUUCGUGUUGUAAGCUUGCGGCCUUAUGGUGUCCCACUCUCCACGGGCAGUGCGCCUAACUUUGUACAAUGUGUACAAAAAAUGUAUAGGAUCCUGUGUGCUAUUGUCACGUGCAGUUACAGAUGUUGGUUACGUUCUUCAAUAUACAAAGACUAGUACAAUACUUAUGCGUUGCAAUGGUUUCUAAAUUUUACACAUUGUUAAGCU